AUGAUUUUUGCCGUGAUAGCACACAGAGCUCUAGUAGAAGCAUUCAAAGGAAAGGUCUUCUCUCUUAUGUCAGUUAUGAUAGAUUCAGCUCCAGACUGCAAUAAGUAUCAAUUACCAGCAUGUACCAGAGACUUUAACCCUGUGUGUGGAAGUGACAUGUCCACUUAUCCCAAUGAGUGUACUCUGUGCAUGAAAAUCAAGGAGGAUGGUCAUGAUAUUAAAAUAAUUCGAGAUGAACCGUGCUGAUGGAGCACUUUACAGAAGAGAAAUUGGAGAGCCAUCUUCAACUGCACGCUAGAUGAAUUUCAUUUCCCCUUUUUCUCUUUUGCUAUGUUUCUUUGCAUGAGAUUUGUUAACCCACAUUUUCGGAGAGGAGGUGUGGAGGAGAGCCAUGUGCAGUGAUUGAUAAUUAAAAGAAAAUAAAAAGAAUCCUUGUUUCUUGGCUUUUGCCCCUUGAGUUAAGCUUAUUGCCCAGAUGACUUGUGCGUUGCUUUAUUUAGUUGGAAUAAAAUCAGCGUUGUAUUCA
Messenger RNA from Ceratotherium simum simum (southern white rhinoceros), 526 nucleotides. The record is from RefSeq and is a predicted model, not a curated record. Lineage: Eukaryota; Metazoa; Chordata; Mammalia; Perissodactyla; Rhinocerotidae.